AAUUUGGGGAAUAUCGGUGAUGAAAAAAAUGAUUGAAAACUAUGUUGGGUUUGUGUAAUCAGUUGUAAAUUAUUGAAUAUGAAGUAUCAUAUUAAUAAUAAAUUUAAUUAUUAAAAUAUGCGUUCGGUAACAUUCCAAUAAUAUCUGGUAUAUUCUCGCAUUCGUACGGAUGGAUUUUAAGCCUACAGCAAGAAUGUUAUAAUCAGGCAACUCAAACCGGCCGGAUCCGGUCUGUUACCCCGCCUGUUUGUCCUUGAGCAGCAUUACUACGCACGCCGAUGACCAUGGCAGAACCCAAGAAGAUCAUAAUCGACACUGACCCUGGAAUUGAUGAUGCCAUGGCGAUAUUGGUGGCUUUGCGGUCGCCGGAAGUGGAAGUAAUUGGACUCACUACCAUAUACGGGAAUGUCUAUACGACUCUUGCCACCCGCAAUGCUUUGCAUUUGAUGGAGGUUGCGGGAAGGACUGACAUCCCUGUCGCCGAAGGAUCUCAUGUCACAAUCACCGAAGGUACAAAGCUUCGUAUUGCUGAUUUUGUCCAUGGUGCCGAUGGACUUGGCAACCAAAACUUUUCUCCACCUAAAGGAAAGCCGAUUGACCAAUCAGCAGCUGCAUUUCUCAUUGAGCAAGCAAAUCUCUAUCCUGGGGAAGUCACUGUGGUGGCAUUGGGCCCAUUGACAAAUGUUGCACUGGCCAUUCACCUAGAUCCUGCAUUUGCCAAAAAGAUUGGCCAGAUAGUUCUUCUUGGUGGUGCGUUUGCUGUAAAUGGCAAUGUGAACCCAGCAGCUGAAGCUAAUAUUUUUGGAGAUCCAGAUGCUGCAGAUAUCGUAUUCACUAGUGGAGCUGACAUUUUGGCAGUGGGUAUAAAUGUCACCCAUCAAGUUGUUUUGACAGAUGCUGAUCGAGACAAAUUGGCACAGUCAAGUGGAAAGUUUGCCCAGUACCUGUGUAAGAUACUGGAUGUGUACUUCUCGUAUCAUCGUGAGGCAUACAACACAAAAGGUGUUUACCUUCAUGAUCCAACUGCCCUUCUUGCAGCUGUUAAUCCUUCACUGAUCACUUACACAGAAGGUGUUGUUAGAGUCCAGACAAAUGGCAUAACAAGGGGUCUCACAUUAUUUUUUAACAAACAGAAAAGGUUUGACGAGGUCUCCAAGUGGUGUAAUAAACCUACGGUUAAGGUAGCAGUCACGGUUGAUGCUUCUGCAGUUGUGAAACUGGUCUUGGAUCGACUAAUAGACUCAUAGACUCCACUCAAUACGAGGCCCUUGUUGUGAUUUUCAGUUCUCAAUGAUAUGGUACAAAAGCUUGCUCUUCAUUGCGAGGCGCUUGUUGUGAUUGUCAGUUCUCAAUGAUAUGGUUCAAAAGCUCGCCCUUCAUUGCAUUAGUGGGGUUGUGCAUUUUUAAUCACCACAAUACUUAAACGGGGUUUAAUUUUCCUUGAAACGUGAAUUUGUGUUCUUUGUGAAUGUAAGAGUUCGCCCCAAGCCCAAUGUGGAGGUAUUGUGGGUUGGCUGUGGUCUUCAUAUUUGGUUCAUCCACCAAUACUAGGUCAGUUAAAUGCCUGGUUUUGCUUUCAAUUGCUCUGGUGGUAGUCAGUUCUUGGUUAAGCGAUGGUCAAGUGUAUUUUUUUCUGGGCGCUAUUACCGUAUUGCCAUGUAAACGAAUUUAGACA
Messenger RNA from Malania oleifera, 1675 nucleotides. Its product is annotated as probable uridine nucleosidase 2. Gene Ontology annotation, cellular component: cytosol. The coding region runs from base 279 to 1247 and encodes 322 amino acids. Gene Ontology annotation, molecular function: purine nucleosidase activity. The transcript has 9 exons. The record is from RefSeq and is a predicted model, not a curated record. NCBI's taxonomy places the organism in Eukaryota, Viridiplantae, Streptophyta, Magnoliopsida, Santalales, Ximeniaceae. Gene Ontology annotation, biological process: purine nucleoside catabolic process.